Molecule: messenger RNA, 417 nt
Organism: Uncinocarpus reesii 1704
Lineage: Eukaryota; Fungi; Ascomycota; Eurotiomycetes; Onygenales; Onygenaceae
Exons: 3
Coding region: 1-417 (138 amino acids)
Source: RefSeq, a predicted model, not a curated record
AUGGCGGCCAAAUCGCGUAUGCCCAUGUGGAUAGGCCUGGGUAUUGCAGGUGCUGGCGGUUAUUAUCUAUACUCUGCUGGCGGAGACCCUAAAAAGGCUACGCAAAAGUUUGAAGAUGAUGCCUCCAGGGCGAAGCACAAGAUCAGAGGCGAUUAUGACAAAGACGCACAACAGGCCGGAGCCAAAGCUGGAGCCCGGGUUGAUGAAGGAAUCGACCAAGCCCGUGACACUGCUAAGCGUCUAGAUCAACGCGCCACGGAUUUUGCGAAGGAUAAGGCCAAUGAUUUCGAAAGGGCCCGUCAGGACACCGCCAAAGAGUUCCACCAGAAAGUCGACAAUUUAGAACGGGAUGUCGAGAGGAAGGCAGAAGAUGCCAAGAGCGGUAUUUCGUCAUGGUUCGGUAGUGGGAAGAAAUAA